AUGUUCACUGCAGGGUACUUGCUCUAUAAUGCGGCCAUAUAUGGGACACUCAUUCUAGUCGCCCAUUUCUGUUGGAAUUUCUUUACCUCCACCGUGAGGUCAUUUCCUGGGCCAGGGCCAACCCGAUUCACAAAUUUAUGGCGCCUUCGAGAUGCCUUCAAAGGAAGAUGUGAUAUCACACAACUGCGACUUCAUCGGAAAUAUGGGUCUGCUGUUCGUCUGGGUCCGAAUAUGCUUAGUCUGUCCGAUCCCGCAUUGAUCCAUCAAGUCUAUUCGACCAAGACACGCUGGAUGAAAAGUGAGAUGUACAAUGUCAAUGACACUAUGGUAAAUGGAGCCCGGCGAAAAGAUAUUUUCUCUCACCGGGACGAGGAAUGGCACUCUACCUUUAUCCGCCCGGUGAGACCGCUUUUCUCAAUGACGAAAGUCCAAGAGUACCAGCCUGCCAUUGACACCAUCCUCAAGAUCCUUGUAGAAAAUAUUCGCGAGAGAUUUGUUGAAACACAUCAGGCAUGUGACAUGUCACCAUAUGUUGGCUAUUUUGCUUGGGAUACCAUGAGUCAGAUCACGUUCUCCAAAGACUUGGGCAUGUUGGAACAUGGAAGGGAUGAACGAAAUCUAAUGGAGAUCAGCACCAAAACUUCGGAUUACUUUUCGCCUAUUAGUCAAUUUCCCAAACUGGAUUUCAUCCUUAAUAAGAGCCCCAUCUACCGGAUUGGGCCACCAAGCAGUGGCUGGGGAGUUCUUUUUGGUAUAGAGCAAGACAAAAACAGACUCAAAAAUGGGAGACCAAAGUCACAGAGCACUGAGUCGCAGCCGAUCGUCUAUUUCAUGGAUAAAUACAUUUCAUUGAAAGACAAGUAUCCUAAUACAGUAACGGAUGACACUAUUAUCACCUAUCUACUUUCGAAUAUCGCAGCUGGAAGUGAUACAGCCGCAAGCACUAUGCGCGCAGUUGUCUACUACAUCCUCAAAAAUCCCUCAGUUCGUCAACGACUUUGUGAAGAACUACGAUCCGCGGACCUGUCAUAUCCUCCCGAAUGGAAGAAAUUACAGGGGUUGAAGUAUUUGGAGGCAGUCAUGCGCGAGUCCAUGCGUAUAAAUCCCGGUGUUGGCUUUAGUCUCGAAAGAGUCGUCCCAAAGGGAGGCUUGACAUUACCCGACGGUCGCUUUAUUCCAGAAGGAACAAUAGUCGGGAAUGAACCCCUGGAACGGUGGCUUCGAGCAGAUUACGAAGCCGAAGAGGAAUAUCAAGCUCGGAUUCAGGCAAUGAAAGGCGCUAAUUUUACAUUUGGAGCUGGAACGCGAAGCUGUGUCGGCCGAUAUCUUUCUGAGCUGGAAGCUUCUAAGUUUUUGGCUACAUUAUUCACUACGUUUGAUAUGGAGCUUCCUAGCUUGGAUCAUGAGUGGAAAGUCACCAAUUCGAUGUUUGUUAGACAGGAGAAUAUUCCAGUCAUAAUACAAGAUGCCUCUUGA
Penicillium malachiteum is the source of this 1476-nucleotide messenger RNA. RefSeq names its product cytochrome P450. The record is from RefSeq and is a predicted model, not a curated record. Gene Ontology annotation, molecular function: oxidoreductase activity, acting on paired donors, with incorporation or reduction of molecular oxygen; heme binding; iron ion binding. The coding region runs from base 1 to 1476 and encodes 491 amino acids. NCBI's taxonomy places the organism in Eukaryota, Fungi, Ascomycota, Eurotiomycetes, Eurotiales, Aspergillaceae. The transcript has 4 exons.